Molecule: messenger RNA, 3804 nt
Organism: Fukomys damarensis (Damara mole-rat)
Lineage: Eukaryota; Metazoa; Chordata; Mammalia; Rodentia; Bathyergidae
Gene: Epha1
Product: EPH receptor A1
Exons: 17
Coding region: 534-3647 (1037 amino acids)
Biological process (GO): cell surface receptor protein tyrosine kinase signaling pathway; protein phosphorylation; axon guidance
Cellular component (GO): plasma membrane; neuron projection
Molecular function (GO): protein binding; transmembrane-ephrin receptor activity; ATP binding
Source: RefSeq, a predicted model, not a curated record
GCGGGUCAGUCACUCCAUCCCUGCUGGCCAGCAAUUUUUGCAUGAGGAAAGGAGUGCCUGACUAUUGCUAGGAAGCUGCACAUUCCCUGCCGAUCCUCGGCCACCUGGGGCCCCUUCAUUCCCGGGCAGCGAGUUCGGACCCUUCUGUAAUUCGAGGUGGGAGCCACCUCUUCCAGCCUAGGCCAGGGACAGGGUGACCUGCCAUCGAGGGAAAAGGUUAGGACUCGAGAUCCAGGACCUCCCAGAUGAGGGGAGUCAAAACCUAUACUUAGAGGAACCCGUGGCCUCUCCAACCCUGCGUCCUCCACUUCCCAAAAUCGGAGUCGGGCUUUGCACCCCCACAUCAUGCCCCCAAUCACAGACCUUUGACAGUGGAAGUCAGACUGCGACUUUCCAGGGUCCCGCCAAGGACUGGCAGAGGCCGAGCUCUCCCACCAACCCCGGGGCAGCUCUGCAAGAGAUGGGGUCCUGGCUGCACCUGCUACCCUCCCCAGGGCCUAAGCGUGGAAAUUGUUCCCGGGACUGCUGGACUCAUGCUUCCUGACUUGGCUUUGGUCAGAGCCCAGCGCUCUAGCCCUUGCCUCCCUCUGCCCAGCUCCCCCACACUCUUCCAACCCUGUAAUCCCUGGAGCUCCACACUCCUUGCUGCCCUCUUGCUUCCCAAGCCUGGGGAUGUCAAAGAUGUUAGGAAGAGGAUGUGGAAGCCGGGCUGGGGCCCCAGCGUGUGGAAUGUGGGUUGCACGGCUACCUCCUCCCACAAAGGUGACAGGCAGGCUCCUCUCCCCCCACUCUCAGUCACUCUAAUGGACACGAGCACCGCACAAGGAGAACUGGGCUGGCUGCUGGAUCCCCCAGAGGAUGGGUGGAGUGAGGUGCAACAGAUGCUGAAGGAGACACCCCUGUACAUGUACCAGGACUGCCCACUGCAGGAAAAAGGAGACACUGACCACUGGCUUCGCUCCAACUGGAUCUACCGAGGAGAGGAGGCUUCGCGGGUGCACGUAGAGCUGCAAUUCACUGUGCGCGAUUGCAAGAGUUUCCCUAGAGGAGCUGGGCCUCUGGGCUGCAAGGAGACCUUCAACCUUCUGUACAUGGAGAGCGACCAUGAUGUGGGCAUCCAGCUGCGGCGGCCCUUGUUCCAAAAGGUAACCACGGUGGCUGCAGACCAGAGCUUCACCAUCCGAGACCUCGCAUCUGGCUCAGUGAAGUUGAACGUGGAGCGCUGUUCCUUGGGCCGCCUGACCCGCCGUGGCCUCUACCUUGCCUUCCACAAUCCGGGUGCCUGUGUAGCCUUGGUGUCUGUACGGGUGUUCUACCAGCGCUGUCCUGAAACCGUGCAUGGCUUGGCCCAAUUCCCUGACACGCUUCCUGGACCCGCCGGGUUGAUCGAAGUGGCGGGGACUUGCCUGCCGCAUGCUCAAGUCAGCGCUGGGCCCUCAGGUGCACCGCGCAUGCACUGCAGCCCCGACGGCGAGUGGUUGGUGCCCGUAGGCCGGUGCCUCUGCAAGCCUGGCUAUGAGGAAGUCAGUGGCGGCGUGGGAUGCACUGCCUGCCCUCAAGGCUCCUACCGCAUAGACGCGGGCACACCCUUCUGCCUCAAGUGCCCCCACCACAGCACAGCAGAUGCCGAGGGGGCCACUGUCUGUACCUGUGAGAGCGGCCACUACCGAGCCCCUGGGGAGGGCCAGCAGGAGGCGUGCACCCGGCCCCCAUCAGCUCCCCGAAACCUGAGCUUCUCUGUAUCAGGGACUCAGCUCUCCCUGAGUUGGGAACCCCCCACCGAUAUGGGGGGACGCCAGGAUGUCCGAUACAGUGUGGAAUGUUUGCAGUGUCGGGGCACAGCACAAGAUGGGGGGUCCUGCCAGCCCUGUGGGACAGGCGUGCGCCUUCUCCCAGGGGCCAGGGAGCUCACCACACCUGCUGUGAAAGUCGAUGGCCUUGAACCCUAUGCCAACUACACCUUUGAUAUUAAAUCCCAAAAUGGAGUGUCUGGGCUGAGCAGUUCCAGUCCAGCCAGCACCUCCCUCAGCAUCAACAUGGGCCAGGCAGAGUCGACCUCCGGCUUGUCUCUGAAGCUGGUGAAGAAAGAACCAAGGCAGCUGGAGCUGACCUGGGCAGGGUCUCGGCACCGCAGCCCAGGGGGGAACCUGAGCUAUGAGCUUCAUGUGCUAAACCAGGACGAAGAAUGGCACCAAAUGGUUCUAGAGCCUAGGGUCCUGCUGACAAAGCUGCAACCAGAUACCACCUACAUUGUCAGAGUGCGCACACUGACCCCACUGGGCCCUGGCCCUUUCUCUCCUGACCACGAAUUUCGGACGAGUCCACCUCCAGCUUCCAGGAGCCUGACUGGAGGAGAGAUUGUGGCCAUCAUCUUUGGGCUGCUGCUUGGUGUGGCUCUGCUGCUUGGAAUUUACAUCGGCCGUUCGAGACGAGGCCAUCGGCAACAGCAACAGAGACAGCGGGACCGCAUCACCAAUGUAGAUCGGGAAGACAAGCUGUGGCUAAAGCCCUACGUGGACCUCCAGGCCUAUGAAGACCCUGCACAGGGAGCCCUCGACUUCACCCAGGAGCUAGACCCAGACUGGCUGAUGGUAGACACUGUCAUAGGGGAAGGAGAGUUUGGGGAAGUUUAUCGAGGGACCCUGAGCCUCCCCCACCAAGACUGCAAGACUGUAGCCAUUAAGACCUUAAAAGACACAUCCCCAGAUGGCCAGUGGUGGAACUUCCUUCGAGAGGCCACUAUCAUGGGCCAGUUCAACCAUCCACACAUUCUGCAUCUGGAAGGCGUCAUCACAAAGAGAAAGCCCAUCAUGAUCAUCAUAGAGUUUAUGGAAAAUGGAGCCCUGGAUGCCUUCCUUAAGGAUCGGGAAGAACAGCUGGGCCCUGGGCAGCUGGUGGCCAUGCUACAUGGCAUAGCAUCCGGCAUGAACUACCUCAGUGACCACAAUUACGUCCACCGGGACCUGGCUGCCAGGAACAUCUUGGUGAAUCAGAACCUGUGCUGCAAGGUGUCCGACUUUGGCCUGACGCGCCUUUUGGAUGACUUUGGUGGCACCUAUGAAACCCAGGGGGGAAAGAUUCCCAUCCGUUGGACAGCCCCUGAAGCCAUUGCCCAGCGGAUCUUCACCACAGCCAGCGAUGUGUGGAGCUUUGGGAUUGUGAUGUGGGAGGUGCUGAGCUUUGGGGACAAGCCCUAUGGGGAUAUGAGCAAUCAAGAGGUAAUGAAAAGUAUUGAGGAUGGGUACCGGCUGCCCCCUCCUGUGGACUGCCCUGCUGCUCUGUAUGAAUUCAUGAAGGACUGCUGGGCAUAUGAUCGUGCUCGUCGGCCCACCUUCGCCCAGCUGCAGGGACGUCUGGAGAAACUGCUUGCCGACCCUUACUCCCUGAGGACCAUUGCCAACUUUGAUCCCAGGGUGACUCUCCGGCUGCCCAGCCUGAGCGGCUCAGAUGGAAUCCCUUAUCGAAGCGUCUCUGAGUGGCUGGAGUCCAUCCGCAUGAAGCGCUACCUCCUGCACUUCCACUCAGCUGGGCUGGACACCAUGGAAUGUGUGCUGGAGCUGACAGCUGAGGACCUGACGCAGAUGGGAAUCACUCUGCCCGGGCACCAGAAGCGCAUUCUUUGCAGUAUUCAGGGAUUUAAGGACUGAGAGAUUAUCUCCAGAGGAGACACCUCAGCUCUCCCCUUCCACUCCCCAGGGAGCAAGGGCAGGGCCAUGGUCACUCCCCAGGCCCUGCCUUGACUUACGAGAUGUAGGCUAUUGGUGCUGCCCCUACCCACUCUUCCAGGACUGAGCCUCCAGGCCC